CGACCAAUAGGAAACAUGACAUGUACCCGUCCUCACAUCUAAGCUGCGGAACGGCAUCAACAAGCUUAUUAGAGCGAAAGAAACACAGAAUACUGAAGUACCGCCGUUUCGGUUGAAUCACAAUGUUAUAGCCGUCUCCAUUAGGCGUGCAGCAUACGAACCCCGACGCCAGGGGACAAAUAUCCCGGUCAGAAAUGGUUGUUGUUGUGGAAUUUAGCGCAGGACGCGUAGGAGCGCACUUGACAGCUGGAAUGUAACGUUAACUGGUUUCUGAUGAGCUCGAGCAGGCUAACAAACACAGCUAGCUGAUGAUUACAGCUCUUAUGACAAUGUGUUUCUUUGCGAGUGCACAGCAGACGCAUGCUUAGCAGGAUAUAGAAGUAUGCUAGGAUGUUCAAAAAUGUGUUCGGUUCAGGAUUUCUGGUGAGGACCGCUCAUGUCAUUUUGACAUGGGUUAUAACGCUGAUUCUCUUCCUACACGACACCGACCUGCGCCGGCAGGAGGAGACUGGGGAGCUCACACUGCCGGUUCUCUUUGUGCUGCUGGUUCUGGUGUCUGUGUUGCUGUACUUUGCGGUCUCACUCAUGGAUCCUGGUUUUGUCCUGACUGAUGACUGUGACUUGCAGUUCACACUUGGUAUCGCAGAAGAAACACAGGAUAUGAUUCCACAGACCACCAAAUCCAUACGACUGCGGCGCUGUGGACACUGUCUGGUGCAGCAACCGAUGAGAUCGAAACACUGCCAGACGUGUCAGCACUGUGUGCGUCGCUAUGAUCACCACUGCCCCUGGAUCGAGAACUGCGUCGGGGAGAGGAACCAUCGCUGGUUUGUGCUUUAUCUGGCCGUCCAGUUUGUGGUCUUGCUGUGGGGACUGUACAUGGCUUGGUCAGGCUUCAGUCACGCCUCCACCUGGCAGCAGUGGUUGAGGACUAACGGUGUUCUCCUGGGAGCAGCAGCAGUGGUUGCCAUUUUGGCCCUCACCGUGCUCCUCCUCCUGGGCUCGCACCUCUACCUGGUGUCCUUAAACACCACCACAUGGGAGUUCAUGUCCCGACACAGAAUCUCAUACCUCAAGCACUGCGGUGCAGACGAAAACCCUUUUGACAAAGGAAUCCUGCGCAAUCUCUGGGGCUUCUUCUGCGCUUGGGAACCGGUGGUUUGGGAGCACGUUUACUUCAAGCAGGGCAAUGAUCCCAUUUGAUUCCCUGGGUGUCGUGAUGUCCCUGACGUAUAACCAAUAAGACGGAAGUUGAUAUUUUAUUAGCGGGAAACUUCUUUAAACUUUGCAGGACGUCUACUUCGGUUUCCUUGUGAAUGAUCCAUUUGGAAAGUGUUUCUUAAAUGCAUGAACUUUGUAGUUGCGAUGAUGUGAUGAUCAAGUGUUAUCAAAUGAUGAGUGUUUUUAUAAAAGGUGUUUUGCGAAUUCUUUACCAGUACUUUGACAAUUGUGCUGAUUUUUGCACAUUUUUAAAGCAAACACAGAACAAAAAGCACAAGAAAAAAUAAAUCACAACAGUUUUUUGGAGCUGUAUUGUGGUUUCCAGUUAAUGCAAUACAUUAAGAUAUGUGAAACUCGUGCGUAUGUAUUAAUUAAGCUCUCUUACAUGGUUCUACAAAGCUGCUGUACAAACUAGAACUAUCUUCAUUUAUAGCAGCAACAAAUCAUGUUGUACAGUUACAUCAGCAAUGACUUUGUGCAAUUAUUGGAUUUGUGAAAUUUUUACAGAUUUGUUUUUUAGAAUAUAGAUCUCCUCGUAUAAGAGACAGGGUAAUGAGAAAUUGAAGUGAAAUAACAUCCUCUAGCACUUUAUAUAUAUUUGAGUGGUGAGAUUUCAAUAUGCUUGUAAUGUGAUUUUAUAUGAUUAAAUGUACCAUAAUCUGUAAACUAGACAUGACAAAUCAACAAAUUAAAAUACUUUUUAUAGGGUACAUUUCCAUGACACUUAAGACUUGGCAGUAUGACUGUAUAUAUACACAUUGUUACUGAAGAAAUAAAGUCUUAUCAUAAAAUGCUUAAUCACAUGCUUAGAGAAAAGGAUUGACUCAUUAAAAACAAAUUAAAUAUCGCUGCCAAGCAGCCUCCCGCUGGGUCAUAAUGCCUGGCCCAUGUGGUCUUAACUUUAUUCAAGGGUUGCAGUGUUACACUAAUAAAUAUUUAUGAAAAGGAUAGAUCUAUCCAAGUAUAUAACGCAUCAACUCGGGUUAUAACAGAUCAAUUGGCAUCAAUCACAAGUUUGAUUUUACUUUAUUGUGAAAAUCUAUAACUUAAAAGGAUUACAAAUGUCAAACCUGACUCUGUAAAUUAAGACUUCUCAAAAAUACACUAACCUAAAAAAAAUUACCGUUAAAAAAUAAAUAAGUAAUAACCUUUUUUGAGGUUUUGGAAUAACUACCUAUUAAAAGAGUUAUAUUGUAAAAUAAAGUGAAUAAAACAAAUUAUGUCACCAUUAAUCUCGGAAAACACAUUUCUAAAAGGUGCUGUUGACCUGAAAUUUUCCCCAGAUGAGAAUAACAAAUAAAAUGACAUGGAAAAGAGAAGUAUUGAACACAUGAAGGAAGGCAGGUGUAAAAGGCAUGGAAAGCCCAGACAGCAGCUGAAAUCGCUGAGUAGCUGAGUAGUUAAUUAGCAGUUCUGCCCCUUGUCAAUGUAAAUGAAUAUUAGCGGUUUCAGUUCAACACCUACAUUAGCAGAUGAGGAAGAUGAAACCAGGGUGGACAUUAGGACUGUGCGAUAUGGGCAAAAGAAACCCAUCAUGAUUUUCUUGAACAAUAUUGCGAUUUUAAUCACGAUUUUGUCUCAGACAGACUAAAUCUAUGUUUACAGUGUGAAUCUGAAACAUAUUUCAAAAGAAAAACAAUUGGAUCUUUAUCAAAGACCUGUAAAAUGUCUCUAAAACAGACAUAAAAUAAAAUUCUCCCCAUACAUAAAACCCGUUACAGAGCAAUGCAGCAAUGUUUUGUUAGUUUGUCAUCCUCUGAGAAAACGGUUGAUGGUCACCGAGCAACGUCAGAGGGGCACCUGCAAAGCAUGUUGAACUUGACUUAUUGCGCUUUUAGAUGCAAUUUAUGACGGACUUACAAAUGGUUCUGCCAUACAUCAGCCUUCCUGUAUCCAAAGUAACUUAAUCCCAUACCACAGACAUUGGCUAUUUGCACGCUGCGUUAUGAUCGGUUCAAAUAGCAUACUGCAGGAAAAUUGUGCUGUAAGGUGAUUUAGAAAUUGCGCAUGUCCAAAUCACGGGUUCGAUACGAUUUCAAUGAAAUCACACAUCCUUAGUGGACAUUUCAGCAAAACAA
Molecule: messenger RNA, 3299 nt
Organism: Danio rerio (zebrafish)
Lineage: Eukaryota; Metazoa; Chordata; Actinopteri; Cypriniformes; Danionidae
Source: RefSeq, a predicted model, not a curated record